Astyanax mexicanus (Mexican tetra) is the source of this 5761-nucleotide messenger RNA. It is a transcript of the gene lrp12, whose product is annotated as low density lipoprotein receptor-related protein 12. The record is from RefSeq and is a predicted model, not a curated record. The transcript has 8 exons. Gene Ontology annotation, molecular function: protein binding; low-density lipoprotein particle receptor activity. Gene Ontology annotation, cellular component: plasma membrane. The coding region runs from base 1168 to 3786 and encodes 872 amino acids. NCBI's taxonomy places the organism in Eukaryota, Metazoa, Chordata, Actinopteri, Characiformes, Acestrorhamphidae.
GUGUGUAACGUUAUGUUUAUAGACAGAAAGGCCACAGUGCAGAGGCUGAUCUGCCUGGCCUUUGUUAGCGAUGAGAAACAGAGCGAAGUGAUGGUCUGGUUUUAAUCAGGCAGCUAAACGAUAAGCUAUUAUUUAGUCGGUUUUUGUUUUUUAAUAGAUUUAAGCUUUUAGAGUAACAAUAGUAACGUUUAUAAUAUCACUGUGUGGAGGCGAGACAGGGGACAAGGAGACUUCUCUGCUGCCGGAUAAUUUUAGUCAGUUUAGCCCGAGAGCUGGUUAACCUCAUCGACAGAUUUCUCUAAAUAGCACGACUGAGUCACAACGACUGUUUAUUCGCAGUUAUAUUAGAGAUAUUUAGCGCUGUUGUGGUUUAAACGGUAUAUUUGUUGGUCAUGGUUGUGCCUUGGUGGGUUUGUUGUUGUGGCGUUAGCUUAGCCAGCUAGCUAGCUUAGCUAACCUAUCUAUCUAGCUAUCAGGUAACGUUACAGUAGCUAACUUCGCUUCAGCGCAGUCUGUAUUGGGAUUUGUGUGGGUUCUGUCUGCUGUAAAUCAUGUUUUGGAUACUGAAAAACGUUGUAUCCAGGUAAAAUGUGUCUUAAACGGUCUGUCGGUGUUUAGGAUAGUAGCUAGCUAGGUUAUAAAUGGACUGGCAGAUGUAGGAAGACUGGCAAGCUGAAUGUAGCCUGAUAUCUUAACGUUAGCUUAGGGUAGCUUAGCUUCUUUAGUCGGUAGAAGAUUUUAGAAAUUCAACAUCGGCUCAUAUAACGCUAGCUAGCCUGCUAACACAUUUAAAUGCAAAAGUAGUUAAAAUACAGAUUAGGAAAAGGCCAUAGAACGGUUUGUUAAUUAGAUAAAGUCGGCAACAUUAGCUGAUAACGUUAGCUUUGCCAGCUAAACCAAGCUUCUGUUACCUGUGUUUUCUAUACAACGUUACAGCUACUGUGUCGAGCUAAAGUGGAGUAAAAAAAUAAAUAGCUAGUUUUGGACAUUCGCCACAUUUUAUUUUUACAGCUGCUGAGUUUAAUAAUAGUAAAAGUCACCGACAGAGCUUUUAAUCAGUAGGUUAUUAGGUUCAUGUUAUACCGAGGUCAUACAUUAAGCUGGGGACCCGCAGAGGACAACAAAAUAGACUAGCAAAUUCAAUAUAACCAUCAAAAAGAAUAUAUUAUGGCGAAUUUGAACGUUAAGGCCCUAUCAUGGACAGUCCUCACCCUCUGCAUGUUCGUCUUUGAACAUGCAUCUUGCUCACAGCACAACGACAAUGUAUAUGUAUCAGGGAUUUCAAAUGCUUGCGGAGAUGUGGUGGAGCAGAUCAGGGCAUCUAGCGGGGUCAUCACCAGUCCAGGCUGGCCUUUUGAGUAUCCGUCACGCAUCAACUGCAGCUGGAACAUCAGGGCUAACCCUGGAGAAAUAAUCACCAUCAGUUUUCAGGACUUUGAGAUUCAGAGCUCGCACCGCUGUGGAUUGGACUGGAUUUCUAUUGGGACCUAUAAGAACCUGGACGGUUAUCGGGCGUGCGGCUCAUCCAUCCCUGCCCCGUACAUCUCCUCUCAGGACCAUGUGUGGAUUAAGUUCCACUCAGACGAGAGUCUGACCGGCAAGGGCUUCAGGCUCUCUUACAUAACAGGUAAAUCUGAGGAGGCUAGUUGUGAAUCUGACCAGUUUCACUGCGGCAACGGAAAAUGUAUUCCGGAGUCUUGGAAGUGUAAUACCAUGGACGAGUGUGGAGAUAACACUGACGAGGAGCUGUGUGUGCAGCCCAAUCCUUCAGCCUUCUUCUCUUUCCAGCCCUGUGCCUUUAAUCAGUUCCCCUGCUUGUCCCGCUACACCCGUGUCUACACCUGCCUCCCUCAGUCUCUGAAAUGUGAUGGCAGUAUAGACUGUCAGGACCUGGGAGAUGAAAUCGACUGCGAUGUGCCUGUGUGCGGCGAGUGGCUUCGGAACUUCUACGGAACCUUCAGUUCGCCCAAUUAUCCGGACUUCUACCCGCCUGGCAGUAACUGCACCUGGCUGAUUGACACCGGAGACCACCGCAAGGUCAUUCUUCGCUUUAUGGACUUUAAGCUGGAUGGCACAGGUUAUGGAGACUACGUGAAAGUGUAUGAUGGUCUGGAGGAGAAUCCACGGCGACUCCUUCGUGUUCUUACCGCCUUCGAUUCUCGAGCUCCAGUAGCUGUUGUUUCGUCCUCUGGGCAGCUCCGCGUCCACUUCUACGCUGACAAAAUCAAUGCAGCUCGGGGCUUUAACGUCACCUAUCAGGUGGACGGGUUUUGUUUGCCCUGGGAGAUCCCCUGUGGUGGUAACUGGGGCUGUUACACAGAGCAGCAGCGCUGUGAUGGAUAUUGGCACUGCCCCAAUGGCCGGGAUGAACUAAACUGCAGCAAUUGCCAGGAGGAUGAGUUUCCCUGCUCCCGUAACGGUGCUUGCUACCCUCGCUCUGAUCGCUGCAACUACCAGAACCGCUGUCCAAAUGGCUCAGAUGAAAAGAACUGCUUCUUCUGCCAACCUGGAAACUUCCACUGCAAGAACAACCGGUGUGUUUUUGAAAGCUGGGUGUGUGACCAGCAAGAUGACUGUGGCGACGGUAGUGACGAGGAGAGCUGCCCAGUCAUCGUCCCCACAAGGGUUAUCACGGCUGCAGUCAUUGGGAGUCUGAUCUGUGGCCUUCUGCUGGUUAUCGCUCUUGGCUGCACCUGCAAACUCUACUCCCUCAGGAUGUUUGAGCGCAGGUCCUUUGAGACUCAGCUGUCCAGGGUUGAGGCAGAGUUACUCAGAAGGGAAGCUCCACCAUCAUACGGUCAGCUUAUUGCGCAGGGCCUAAUCCCUCCAGUGGAGGAUUUCCCAGUCUGCUCUGGCAACCAGGCUUCUGUGCUGGAGAACCUGCGCCUGGCUGUGCGUUCCCAGCUUGGGUUUACCUCCAUCCGACUUCCCACCUCUGCUCGGCAUGGAAACAUCUGGCGCCGCCUCUUUAACUUCACUCGCUCUCGCCGCUCGGGCUCUCUGGCACUGGUGUCUGCCGACACAGAGGAAGGAUCAGCUGGAUCUGCACGUGAUCACGAUCGUUUAGGGUCACACCGGGGCCUCCUGCCACUGGAUUCAGAUGACACAGACACAGAGAGUGAACAGCAGCCGCGGCGUGAUGCUGCUGGGGCUGUCGGUGGACUUGCUGCUCCACCUCUUCCUCAAAAAACACCGCCCACCACUGCAGUAGAGGCCAUUGUUUCUGUUUCCACUAGCUCCUCAUCGGCACCUUUGGCCAGCCGGGAAGGAAGCAUUGCUGAAAGUGUGACGGACAACGGCGGGGUAGGUGAAGGAUGUGGUGUGGCGCCCCCAAGCAGUGGGAGGAGCCCUUUCAGCAGCGCUUUGAGCCGCGUCACGCGAAGCCUCCGCUGGGUCCGCUUUAGUCUCGGACGCUCUUCCUCCUCGGGGUCCAGCUUGGGCCAGCAGAACCAUAGCCCACUGCGUCAGUUGGAGCAUGGUUCGGCUGGGGCCACCAAUGGAAGCAACAGAGGUGAAGACGAAGAUGAUGUUGAGCUACUGAUUCCAGUUUCAGAUGCAGGCUCCCUGGACAGUGACUCCAAUGAGAGCUCAAGGCCGUUGCUGGAGACUGGAGCAGACCAGGCUUUCGGACCCCAGCCGAAUCCUGCUGUCCGGGGCAGGCUGGUGGGCCGAGAUGGACCUUGUGAACACUGUGGAAUCGUUCACACGGCACGCAUCCCUGAUGCCUGCCUGGAGGCCACAGCUAGAACAGAAAUGAGUGACGACGAGUCUCUUCUGCUCUGUUAAGUCAGGAGUUCUCAGCUCCAGUCCUGGGGGCUGCUGCUCUGCACCGUUUGAAAUAUCCCACGCUAUUUAUCCAGCUCAGGAAGGGCUUGCUAAUUACCUGAUGAGCUUCAUCAGGGGCAGACUGACUUUUAAAAAUGGCAAGAGAUGUCCCCAAAUUUCCAAAGAUGCAUGUGGUCUUUUAAACACCUAUGAAAAGAGAAAGAGACUCCAGCCACUGGCCAACUGUUGGUUCAUUUAGUUAGCUAACUUCAAUCUAAAAUUCAGUUGUUGAGAUGAACACAUUCAGAGUGCUUUAUAGUGUGAAAUGGUUCGGAAUAGUGGUUUAGGAUCCGAUCUGUUGGGUGGGCGGAGGUGGUGGUGCUUAAGUUCAUCCCCAAAUGGCUUUGAAUAAUGUUGUUUACAUCUCUUGGUUUGCUCUGGUUCGAACAGGUUCACCAGUUUGCAAACAUGGAGUGUUUUCCCAUUGGUUUGGUUUGGUUUCACAGGGAAAAAUUCAAGUGCACCAAAAGAAUCACAACAAACGAAUUGAGCACUUUUUCACAGCUUAUUGGCCGCAUCUGUCUGGUGCAGGAUUGAGAAAGUAAAUACAGGAAGAAGGUCCUGUGAUCUAAAUUAGUGCAUAUUUAUUUACAGUUCACAGCAGAAAUUGGAUAAGUCCAGUGCGGUUAGUCAUCUAACUUAUGGAAUACACGAUAGUUGGGUCAGAUUAAAGCCAGAUCACCUUCUAACACAAAUGAACCUCUUCAAAGUCCAACUAGGACCAGAAUGAGACCACCUCCUCUCAACAAGGGUCUCUGUGUGUUUUGCGGUUGUGGUUUGAUUAAUGUGUUCACCAAGGGAGUCUGAAUGAAUUGGACUAAAAUUUGCAGGUCCUCAAACACUUCUGGAAUUUGCUUUUAAAGGAACUAACUUUACUGAGAAAUCUUGCUUUAAGUCCUCAUCCAGGAUCAGCUGGAAGCUGUUCAGGGCAGCAGAUCCUCAGGUCUGGAGUUGAGAACUGCUGUGUAUAAGCCUGCGAGCUGCAGCGCAGUCUGUAAAGCUCUGAACUCUGAGCAGUCCCUGCUUCAAGCUUUCUGUCGCUUUUUCUGUCUCCCUAGCAGGGAGAAGUGCGAGUGUUUUUUGGAUAACCUGCCCUUUGAAUUUCCCAAUGCUUACACAAGAGCUUUCAGACCGUUUCUGGUACGCAGUCUCCCCUCCACUGUGCAAUUAAAGCUUUUCUUCUGAGAGUUUUUAGCUGGUUCAUAAAGAUAUUUUUUUCCUUUUCAUUUUUUGAGCUGGGGCAGCUGCAGUUUACAUUGUUACACUCAGCUGGGUGGGAGAAACAUGACUGAAAGUGCUGCUUCUGCAGUGAACAAUUUUACACUGUUUAGAAGAGACAUUGAGUGUACACUGGUACUGAGAAAGAUCUGAUCUAGUUCAGCUGGCUGAGACGUUCUGAGAGAUUUAUGAUGACUUACCAUUGAAUUAUUUGUACCUUGAUGUCAUUCAUUUCCUUAAAACGUGAGCAAAAAACUGAGGCUACGCUUAAUUCUUACGGUACAGAUAAUAACGGUACAGUUCAUUUCAACUGAUGGGGGAUUUUUAAGUCUCUGUUAGAGACAGAAAUGGUUUGCAAGUCAUUUCAUUUGAUCUUGGGCUACAGCAAUUUAUUUAUAACGAACUACGGAGUGACUAUUUUUUAGGAUGUUGCGUUGUAUAACAGCCACUGAUGUUUGUUGUAUUUAUUGUUUUGUUACUGUUUCAGUAACUUUACUGUUUUGGUACUGAUAACUCGUGUGAGUGUGUAUAUUUAUUAUUAUUAUUAUUGGUUUUAAUUUCAGUAGUGUGUUUACUUGAAAAGCAUGUUACAUUGUCUUGUGCUUUUUUUAAGUGAUAUGGUGUAUGAAUGUACAUAAGUAUAUAUCUAAAAAUUAUAUAUAUAUAUAAAGAUGCAUAACUGUUUACUGCACUAAAUAAAACAAAGCAUUCAUCCCAC